AUGGCGCUCUCUAUUACACCAGUCACUAUUCUCAUAAGUCUGGCUCUUGCAUUCCUUGCCUGCAUAGUGUUUCUUGUGGUAUACAAAGCCUUUACUUAUGACCACAGUUGCCCAGAUGGAUUUGUUUAUAAGCACAAGCGGUGCAUCCCGGCCUCACUGGAUGCAUACUACUCUGCACAGGAUUCCAACUCCCGGGGCAGGUUCUACACUGUCAUCAGCCACUACAGCAUGGCCAAGCAGACCAGCUCCCGGGCCGUAUCGCCCUGGCUGUCUUCGGGAUCGGUAAACCACGAAGCCAAGGCUGCCAAGACAGAAGGUCAUUAAAGUUAACAAGUGGUGAUGGGCAAAGCGGGAGGGUGGGGGGACAACACCAUGUCUAUACUGCAUUGCUCUAGCUGAGGGUGCUGUGCUAACAGCACAACAGGAAUAAAUAAAACCCAAGUGCAGGAGUCAUCUUAAUGGAUAUUUCUUUUCGUGCAUUGUUCUCGUUGAUUUGUAACCGAGUCGAGCUCUUGUACAAAGGCAUGUUUGAUGUUGACUGUACCUUAUGAUGUAAAAAUAUUUUUAAAUCAUUGCUUAACUAUUUGUUAGAAAAAAGAAAUUAAAAAACAAAAAAAGCAAAUUAGAUAAAGAGCCAGAGAGGAUAAAAGCAGCAAAGAGAAUAACGCAAAGUUUUGUCAUUGCUGGAAAGCUGUGACAAGGUUUAGCAUGCAUUGAAGGAACAGCUGGAAUCCUUUUAAGAGAGAGGGUAGAGAGAAUCUGUUACAAAGACAUUGUGAUAUUGUUUAGCUUGCCAAAGGGGGGAUAUGUUGCUGUCAAAUCGAAUCUAUCAUCAGUGUUCAUUUGCUGAUAGAGAAAUACAGGUAUCCCCUC
Pelecanus crispus (Dalmatian pelican) is the source of this 873-nucleotide messenger RNA. NCBI's taxonomy places the organism in Eukaryota, Metazoa, Chordata, Aves, Pelecaniformes, Pelecanidae. The record is from RefSeq and is a predicted model, not a curated record.